This is a messenger RNA of Aegilops tauschii subsp. strangulata, 999 nucleotides long. The record is from RefSeq and is a predicted model, not a curated record. Lineage: Eukaryota; Viridiplantae; Streptophyta; Magnoliopsida; Poales; Poaceae.
AUGACUGCCGAAGAGUUUGAGGAGCUUGCCCUCAAUGGCCACAAUUACCCUACAUGGGCUAUGGACAUCAAGAUCAGUCUUGCGUCCCGUGGGAUAGCGCGUGCAAUACAACCCCCGGAGACUCCUCUCCCGGCUGGGGCCACGCCGCUGACAGAACAGCAGAACUAUGCUGCCUUAUUCAUCAUAAGGCAUCAUAUUCAUCCAGAUCUCAAGUCUGAGUAUUUACAGGAGGAAUCUCCUAGUACUCUGUUUCUGGCCCUCAAAACGAGGUAUGAACAGCAGAAGGCAGUAGUCCUGCCCGAAGCACUCCAUGAUUGGACUCAUCUCCGUCUUCAGGAUUUUUCAAGUCCAUCGGAACCUACUGAGGGGGAGAAGAUAGAGAAAACUUUGUCUACUAUGCUCCCUUCAGAUAGGAUCCUCCAACAACAAUACCGUGCUUGUAACUACACUGUCUAUUCCGAGCUUAUUCACAUGUUACUUCACGCUGAAAAGCAUGAUGAGCUACUUGCUAAGAAUGGCUCUCAGCGCCCAGUUGGGGCACAACCUUUACCUGAAGUCCAUCUGAAUGUUGCAAAUAGACAAAAGUUUAAUGGUACCCCUCGGGGUAAACAAUCCAAUUUCAAGCAUAAGCGAAAGCGCAAUGGGAACAGGAGAUCUAGAUACCCAGGCAAGGGAAAAGGCACUUCAAAGCCCAGGCUUGAUAAAUCUAAGCUUUGCAACAAGUGUGGAUGCUCCACGCAUUCUACUGAAAAGUGCACAAUGCCCAAGCAUCUGGUUAUGCUGUACCAGCAAUCUCAGGGACGCAAAGCACCUCAAGGGAAAAGGUUUGAAGCCAACUUCAACCUUCAUCCGGAUAGCGCAAAAGGAGCUGGUGGUUCGCACGAUGUUCCUCCUGGACCGAGCAACGCCGUGGUUCCUUAUCUGCCUGAGGCUACUGCUGAAAUGGAGAACACGUUGAUUGAGUACACCGCAAACAACGUGUUUGGCGACUUCGACUAG